UCUUUUUUUUUUUUGCCUGGUUCGAAGCGGGACCCCACUCCCGCUGCGACCGUGACUGCCGUACCCCUUCCCACUUUUUCUUUUCUCGCGCUUCGACCUUUGAUUUCGGCACGCCGUUCAUUGGAGUCGGCUGGGUGUGAUGGUCGGAGGGUCGACUGUCCAAGUGCUGCGAGGCCAAGGGGAUAAUGGGCUCACGCACGUCGGGUACAUGGUUGAUAGGGGGGAGGGCAGUCGCUUCACAGGCGCAUCCAUCCAUCCAUCCAUCCAUCCAUGCCCUUUCCCACAUCGAGCCUGGUCGUGGAACCGCACGGCAGUAACGGCUCAGAAGACCACGGGGCGCGCACAUGGACCAAAGGUUGUAUGUGUGUGCAACUCCCAAAGGGCCGUUCAAUCAAUCCAUAGUGACGGCAGGCAGGCAGCCCGGGCAGGCAAAUCAACCCACCCCCCCAUCCCCGAAAGCAGAUAUGCCCAGUUUUAUUGCUGGUUCUAGACGGGCCCCCAGAUACAAGAAAAGAAAAAGAGGGAAAAUAAAAAUUGGCGUCUGAUUCGAGGCGGCACCAGGGCCCAGUGGGGGAAAGGCAGGGGGUUAAACAGCGUUUGCUUUUCCUUGUUUUUGUUUUUUUUUACCCGUGGAUUCCCAUCCCCCCUUCCCUCCUUCGGGGGUUACCCCCACGGUUCCAGACGGGCAGGCUUCUUGAUAUCAGCCCAGACAAGAAACGCCUCCGGAGUGGUUCCACGGAUCCAACACGCCUCCUUUAAACAACUCCGGUCCACCUAUCUCCCAGUCCUUGCCCCAUCGUUCCAGCCUCCCACCAUAAUCUACCUACACCCACCUACCUGCCUACCACCCGACCGAGGCGCCAAUUCUCCAUACCUAUCCUCAUAUCCAUACUCUUUGCACAAAUCCGUGCCAGCUCCCUCUCCGCUCGUCUUUCUUGGGACUACCUCUAUUCCUCGCGCCCUGCUAUAUUCUCGAGAUAUCACAUCACCGACGACACGUGCAAGCAGCCGCCCGAGACAAAAGUCCGCGAUCCGAUCCGAGACAUAGAAUCCAUCACCAAUCAAAGACCAGCACGGGCGCAGCAACAAACUGUCAAGCAAAGCAAAGACUCUUGUCAGUGCGUCUUGGCGCGCGCAACGAAACAGACCCGACAUAACCAACAAUCAAAGCCCCCGGCGCGGCCUACCCUGGACCGCCAUGCGACUUUCGACUAUAUUAUGCCUAGUAGCUGGCGACAUUCUGGGCCCGACCUGUGAUCAGAACGACCACCUGCCGCAACCGGCCCGACAGCUGCCCCUAAAGAGCGCACCACCACAUGGCUCCCCUCGUAUCCCUCGCCCAACAACUGGCGACGCUACCGACUCAGCACCAAACUGGGCAGAGCUGCAGGUCCCCGGCCACGAGAGGAUACCGUCGGCCGGCGCGGCUGAUGAGCAGGUGACGACCGCCACCGAUGCUUGCGGACAGAAGCCGACCUGCCACCUAAGCGGCGAUGCGUCGGCGGGACACCAGGUUGCAGACAUGACGACAGAAGCCAGGAGUAGCGACGGCUCCGCCGCCAGCAGGACGGGGGGCGUAGUCAUAAUAACCCAGUCGCAUCAACCGGAAACGACGCCCCCCGACUCGACAGCCAACAUCUCCAGCCCAACCUCGGGCGACCAUUUUCUCCAAGUGUCGGAAAUCAGCCACGAGAGGAAAACAGUCCUGUGGGCGGGGGUUGCAAUGGGCGUCGUCGGUUUGAUCAUGUGCUCCUUUUGAGUGACCUGGGAACACGGAACGACAUAAUAUGUAAUCAUAAUGGUACCCCUAAUGGACAGUCUGCCCUUAGGGAUCCCAAACAUGAAUUGUAAGCGGCAGUUCGAAACAACCCAUUGCUUGGGAAUUGCGACUGGCUACAUUGCGCAUUGGCACUGAUGGUUGGGAACCGCGAGGAACAUGAUAUCUAUUCGUUGGUUCUCAUACUGUCGAUAUGGAUGGUAUACGCCGAGCGAGAGUGAUAAUGCUCUUUCAAUAGGCCGGGCAACCAUUCUGAGCUUGGCGGAAGGCCGUCGAGAAGAACUCCUGCAUAGCGAAGUAAUGGAACAGGAUGCCACCCAGGACGGCAAAAUGCCACAGGUUGUGGCUACCGCCAAUGUAGUCGAACAUGCCCGGGAACCAACGCUCGGGCACCUUGCUGGCAUAGAUGAAAGCACCACUCAGGUAGACGAGGAGCGACUCGGCGAUGGGCGAGUAGAACUCCCAGACAAAUGAGGAGCCCUUUGUUAGAUAGAGCUGAAGGAUGGGCAGGAACCCCGUCGCGCCCAGGCUGACGUAGAAGGCG
Gaeumannomyces tritici R3-111a-1 is the source of this 2321-nucleotide messenger RNA. RefSeq lists its product as hypothetical. The record is from RefSeq and is a predicted model, not a curated record. The transcript is spliced from 3 exons. Lineage: Eukaryota; Fungi; Ascomycota; Sordariomycetes; Magnaporthales; Magnaporthaceae. Bases 1199 to 1759 code for a protein of 186 amino acids.